AUGUACGUUUUUGACGGUCUGAAAAAGAAAGAUAAAGAGGAAUUUCUGAAGUGGCACGCUGAAGCAAAAGCCGCUGCGGGUGGGCAGUUCGACUUCCGUGCGGAAAUCAUGGCCAAUUGCUCGAAUGACGUCACCGUGCUCCGGCGUUGUGCCCUGAAGUUCGUUGAUGAUUUUGUCGCUCUGACUAAUCUAAACCCGCUGGAUAGUAUCACCAUGUCAUCUGCCUGCAACCGUUACUACCGUACCUUUCAUUUGGAACCUGAGAAACUAGCUGUAUUGUCCUCCCAUGGACCUCACCGGAACCGACGAACCAGUGUUCAAGCAACUCAGUGGUUGGAAAUGUUGAACCGUGACUUGGGUGGGCGUAUUCAGCAUGGUCGGAAUGGCAAGGAAGUGCACAUUGGCCCGUAUUACGUGGACGGCUAUGAUGCCGGUCCUCGUACAGUGUACGAAUAUAACGGUUGUUUAUUCCACGGACAUCCCGAAUGUACCGAAGAAGAAGAUCGGUCCCCUUUCUCUCGUAAAAAGAUGAGUGAAGUGUACGAGGAAUACUUGGACCGUGUACGCUACCUGGAAGAUGAGAAGUAUACAGUAGUUACCAAGUGGGAGUGUGAAUGGAAAAGGGAGCGUAAGGAUACGGACAUCGCUACUUUUUUGUCUGGUCAAAACCUCCGCGAGCCACUGAAUCCCCGGGACGCCUUUAAAGGUGGUCGUACUAAUGCCAGUCGCCUGUACUACGCAGUGAAGCCGGGGGAAAUGAUUAUGCACUUCGACGUUGUCAGCCUGUACCCUUUUGUCAACAAGACCAAGACGUACCCUAUAGGCCACCCAACAAUUAUCUUGUCGGAUUUCAAGGACGUGAAGGAUUACUAUGGUAUGGUGUCGUGCAAGGUACUACCGCCACCGCAACGCUUGUAUCCUGUUCUUCCUGCAACCAUCGACAAGAAAUUGGUGUUUGCGCUUUGCCGUUGGUGUGCGGACACUAAAAACAACGACUAUUGCCAGCAUAGCGACGCUGACCGCUGCCUCGAGGGGGUAUGGACCACACCGGAGCACCACGCCAUCGACCGGGGUUACAUCGUGCAGGAAGUGCACGAGGUAUGGCAUUGGGACAUCUUAGAAGCCGGUGUUUAUGCUGCGUACAUCAACAAGUUCCUGAAAAUCAAGAUGGAGGCGAGCGGGUGGCCGAGCUGGUGUAAGACACAGCAGCAGAAGGAUGACUUCAUUUGCCUGGUCAAAGAACGUGAGGGGAUCGACUUUGAUCCGGAAGCCAUGAUCUACGAUGCUGGACGCCGUAAUGUGGCUAAGAACUGUCUGAACUAUUUGUGGGGCAAGCAAGGACAGCGGGAUGAUAUGACUAUGACCAAGUUCGUCUACAUGGCUAAGGAUUACUUGGACAUGAUCCGCUCCAAGACCGUGGAAAUUCAUGAUGUGUUUGCCAUCAACGAGGACUGCCUCAUGGUGACCUACUCCAAGGGAGAAGACUACAAUGAAGGUAGUAACGCCACGAACGUCGCCCUCGCAGCGUUCACUACUGCCAAUGCACGCCUCAUCCUCCUGGACAUGAUAGAGAGACUGGGUGACCGGCUGAUGUACUAUGAUACAGAUUCCGUUGUAUUCCUCACCCGCCCUGGGGACUGGGUGCCGGAAAUCGGUAGUAUCCUAGGCGACUGGGACAACCAACUGCACGUCGGCGAGAGUCACAUUGUGAAGUUCGUGUCGUGCGGCCCCAAGGUGUACAGCUACGAGACUGACACCGGCCGGAUCGAGCUGAAGGCAAAAGGUCUUACCCAAAACGAGUACACGGAAGAUAUUUUGGGUUUUAAUGAAAUCACCAAGUCCUUCGCCCGGACCGGACAGACCUUGGACUUCGACCAACUGAAGCGCCUGUUGGACGGGACAGACUCCCAUGUUCAAAUUAUUUAUCCUGAAUUCAUCAAGCGGAACGGCAAAACACAAGAAAUUAAAACCGUUUGUUUGUUUAAGAAGUUGAGAAUGGUGUAUGACAAGCCUGUUGUUUCGAAAAGAGGCUAA
Messenger RNA from Paramacrobiotus metropolitanus, 2034 nucleotides. RefSeq lists its product as uncharacterized. The coding region runs from base 1 to 2034 and encodes 677 amino acids. The transcript is spliced from 3 exons. Lineage: Eukaryota; Metazoa; Tardigrada; Eutardigrada; Parachela; Macrobiotidae. The record is from RefSeq and is a predicted model, not a curated record. Gene Ontology annotation, biological process: DNA replication. Gene Ontology annotation, molecular function: DNA binding; DNA-directed DNA polymerase activity; nucleotide binding.